Molecule: messenger RNA, 666 nt
Organism: Aspergillus neoniger CBS 115656
Lineage: Eukaryota; Fungi; Ascomycota; Eurotiomycetes; Eurotiales; Aspergillaceae
Exons: 1
Coding region: 1-666 (221 amino acids)
Source: RefSeq, a predicted model, not a curated record
AUGCCGACGAGACGGUCGUACUUAUUGGUGCGGGGAUUUAUGAAUCUUGUCACGCCAGAGUUCCUCGCUACCCGUGGGUUUCAAGUGCGGAUUAUAGACGCCAACCCGGAUCCUCGGACCUGCAAGGACUGGUCUCGUUUGGGGGUUACCCACGGGGGCUUCAAUGCCCGCAUGUUCACGUACACCGAAGCGGAUAGCUACAACGAGAGAAGUAGCUCCAUCUAUCGUCAUAUGCGCCAUGUCUUCUGCAAGGUCAGUCUCAACGGCGGCUGGAGUCUGAAACCCCCGUCGAGUUUCACGGCGGCCGAGAUCGCCUGGGUCAAUUCCUUUGAGCAGACUCCGACUUGGUUGGCACAAUCGAUGAAAGAAGACAUCUACUUUGUCAACCGGGAAGCUGCAAAGCUCUGGAAUGAGUACAUGAACCGCGCCCCGGAGCUCUUCAAUGUUGUCUCGCUCCACGCCGACAUUCUGCGCUUAUAUGCCGAAGACGUCGCUCUGGAUGCGGCUACUGAGGUGAACCAAGGCCUAUGGUCGCUCAUGGAUGAGAUCUCCCAAUCCGAGCUCGUGAGGGAAUACCCCGGGUUUGCUGCGGCUGCCAGGCCCAAGGAACUUGCCGCUGCGCUUGCCGCGCAAGGUUUUACCCUCAUGGUUACGGUAAAUUUGUGA